Macrosiphum euphorbiae (potato aphid) is the source of this 9498-nucleotide messenger RNA. The record is from the annotation of a GenBank genome assembly. NCBI's taxonomy places the organism in Eukaryota, Metazoa, Arthropoda, Insecta, Hemiptera, Aphididae.
AUGCUAGUUGUGAAGCACAACCAUGUCGCGGUGUGCUUGCUGCUGCUGCUACUGGUCCGGUCGGCGUUCGGAUACUUGCUGGUCGUAUCCGACACGGACUCACCGGGGCUGGUUCUGUUCGACGGCGGCACACCGUUCUACGACCGACCGGCCAGACGGUAUGCGUUGAACCCGGAGAAGAGCGGUGACUUUGUCGCCAAGCUGCUGCGCGUCGACCACUACACCGGAUCGGUUAUACUCGAACGGCCGUUGGAAUGCGAUGGUUACAAGUAUCCAGACGUGUUUACGUUCUAUGUGGAUUCUACUUCAAACGACACACUGGAAUAUAUGUCCGUACCUUUGAGAAUGGUCAUCAAGGGAUGCGAAAAAAACAAAAUAGACUCACUAUUAAACACUCGUAUUGAACAUGCCAAGAAGUGGUCUAGUAAAACAUUAGUCUCAGUGGUUUUAUCAGUGUUAAAUCUUAAAUUUGGCACUGGUAUUUCAAUGGACGAAGUGAAUAAAAAAUGUUGGCGGCAAAGUGAAUUUGUUGCACCUCUUGGACCUUCUGUAAUACCUCAAAGUGUUUAUAAUGACUGCAAAAUACGGUAUUUGGAUAUUAGUGACAAUAGAUUUAGCGUGGAGUCAAAAAGUGGCGAUCUUGUGGUAGCUGAAAACUUUUGUUCAACACUUGAUCCAAUGUCAAUCAUUGUCAUGAUUUCUUAUGAAUGUGACGUGAAUAGUGAAAUUGUGUCACCUUCAGAACAUUAUAUUAAAAUGAUUUUGUGGCAUAAACGAAGUGUAACUGAAACUGGACGUGUACGAAGAGAAGUGGAGAUGGCUGAUAGUGGACUUCAGUUCGAAAGAAGUCUAUAUGUAGCUAGUGUAGCUGAAGAACUUCCAUCUGGUACAAUAGUUUGUAGUGUACAUGCAAGAAGUAUGCCUCCAAAUAAUAAUCCAAUUGAGUACCAGAUGAGUCCAAUCAUCGAUACUAGGUCACAUGCAAUGUUUACCAUUGAUUCUAGUUCUGGUUUAGUUACAACAUUGGUAUCAUUAGAUAGAGAAUUCAUGGAUGUUCAUUAUUUACGAGUAAUUGCUAUAGAUACAUCAUCUCAUCCUUCUACAGCAACUACAACUCUUCAAGUAAAUGUUGUGGAUGCCAAUGAUCAUUCGCCUGUUUUUGAAUCUGCUUCUGGCAUGUAUGAAGCUUCUGUGAGGGAAUCUGUUUCUGUUGGAACUACAAUUAUUACCAUACGAGCAACAGAUCUAGAUAUUGGAGUAAACUCUCAAAUUGAAUAUUCUAUUGAAAGUAUAUCAGGUGGUGGAAUAAACUCUAGUGCAGAUGAAACUUUUGGAAUCGAUCUUCGCAGUGGUGUGGUUAGUGUGAGGCGAAAUUUGGAUCGGGAAGUAUGUGAAGUUUACACAGUCAUGGUUAAAGCAAGUGAUCAAGCAGCCCCACCAUCACCAAGGCGUUCAGCAAUUGCUUCAUUAGUAGUAAAAGUAUUAGAUGAUAAUGAUAACUAUCCACAAUUUUCUGAACGAGCCUAUACAGCUAAUGUUCCUGAAGACCUUAAUCCUAACCAAAGACCAGUUAUCUCCACAAUUAAAGCUACUGACGCUGAUCAGGGUUUGAAUGCAGUUGUGAGGUAUGCUAUAAUUGGUGGUAAUACACAAGGACAAUUUUCUAUUGAUAGUCAAAAUGGAGAAGUUUCAUUAGUCAAAUCAUUGGACUAUGAAGCCAUGCGAAGUUACCGACUUAUGAUAAGAGCUCAAGACGGUGGAAAUCCAAGUCGUUCCAAUACUACUCAAUUACUAGUGAAUGUAAAGGAUGUUAAUGAUAAUCCUCCUAGAUUUUACACUUCACUUUUUCAAGAAUCUGUAUUAGAAAAUGUUGCUGUUGGAUAUAGUAUUGUAAGAGUGCAAGCAUAUGAUGCGGAUGAAGGAGAGAAUGCUGCUUUAAAGUAUCGCAUUUUUCCAAGAGAUUUUGAGGGUACCCUAGCUGAGAACUUACCAAUUACCGUUGAUGAAAAGAGUGGUUGGGUGUAUACUACUCACUUAUUGGAUCGAGAAACUAAUCCGAAAUACCAGUUUCAAGUUGUGGCUGAAGACGGAGGUGAUCCACCCAAAUCAGCCACAGCUAGUGUUGUGGUUACUAUUCAAGAUGUUAAUGACAAUGAACCAAUUUUCCAUCCAAAACAAUAUGAUGUUGUAAUUAGUGAAGACUCACCUCCAGGAACGCCGCUUACAACCGUCAUGGCUACUGAUCCAGAUGAAAACCCAAGAUUGCAUUAUGAAAUAGUCAGUGGAAACUUGAGAGGAAGAUUUGCAAUUGCUACUCAUAGUGGUAAAGGUUUAGUAACUAUUGCUCAACCAUUAGAUUAUAAACAAGAAAAGCGUUUUAUUCUAUCGGUAACAGCAACAGAUUCAGGUGGCUUAUCUGAUACUGCUACAAUUUAUGUCAAUGUUACGGAUGCUAAUAAUUUUGCUCCAAUCUUUGAUAAUGCACCAUAUACUGCUAGUAUUUAUGAAGAUGCUCCUGUUGGUUCUACAGUUCUUGUUGUUUCUGCUACUGAUGGCGAUGUUGGUCAAAAUGCUCUAAUCACUUAUUCUUUAGCAAGUGGGUAUGGCGAUGCUUCGGAGUUUACCAUCAAUGCUCAAAGUGGCGCUAUUGUCACAACAAAAGCAUUAGACCGUGAAGUGCAAAGUGGAUAUUUACUUACAGUUACAGCUAGAGAUGGUGGUAAUCCUCCACUUUCAGACACCACUGAUGUAGAGAUUUCAAUCACUGAUAUCAAUGAUAAUGCACCACAAUUUUUCAAUGCAUCAUAUUAUGGUUCAGUUUCUGAAGAUGCUCUUACUGGGACUAGUGUCCUUCAAGUAAGUGCAUCUGACGCAGAUUCGGGUUUGAAUGGUCGCAUAAAAUAUGCUUUAGAUGAUGGUGUAGAAGCCUUUGUUAUUGAUCCCACUUCUGGAAUUUUAAGAACUGCAGCUUCUUUAGAUAGAGAAAGCAUUCCUCAGUAUAAUAUUCAUGUGUUUGCCAUUGAUAAAGGUUCACCAUCCCUCUCCACAGCCGUUCCUGUUACCAUACGUAUUGAAGAUGUAAAUGAUUCACCACCAGUUUUUGAAUCCGACAAAUUAGUCAUGUACAUUCCUGAAAAUUCACCAAUUGGUUCUACCGUUGGGGAGCUUUACGCUAAAGACCCAGAUGAAGGACCUAACGCAAUUGUUCAGUAUUCUAUCAUUGGUGGAGAUGAUGCUAGCAGUUUUUCUUUAUUAAGAAGACCUGGACUUGAUAAAGCUGAAUUAUUAACUUCUGUUGAGUUAGACUAUGAAUCAAAUAAGAAAAAAUUUGAAUUAGUAGUAAGAGCAUCAUCACCUCCAUUACACUCUGAUGCUCCAUUAACAAUAUACUUGACUGAUGUAAAUGAUAAUGCUCCUAGACUUUCUGAUUUUCAAGUUAUUUUUAAUAACUUUAAAGAUUACUUUCCUACUGGAACAUUUGGUCAAGUUCCUGCAUUUGAUGCUGAUGUAUCAGACAAGCUUAUUUAUAGAAUAAUUUCGGGAAAUAAUGCUAAUCUAGUUCAAUUAAACGAAUCAACUGGUAUGCUAACCUUAUCUUCACAAUUAAACACCAAUGUACCUAAAAUUGCUUCGAUGGAAAUAUCGGUUACUGAUGGAGUGAAUGAAAUCAAAGCUACUAUGACCCUAAUAGUGCGAUUGGUCACUGAUGAAAUGCUUUUUAACUCAGUAACUGUCCGAUUAGCUGAUAUGACCAAAGAAGCUUUUUUAUCUCCCCUGUUGGAAUUUUUCACAUCUGGAUUAGCAGCUAUAAUCCCAUGCCCAAAAGAAAAUAUAUAUGUAUUCAGUGUACAAGAUGAUACAGAUGUUGAUGGUCGAGUGCUCAACGUUAGUUUUUCAGCAAAACAACCAGAUGGUAUUUUUUAUUCUCCUCAAUUUCUUCAAGAACGUGUUUAUUUAAAUCGAGGAAUACUUACUCGGUUAUCAACUGUACAGGUUUUACCAUUUGAAGAUAAUUUAUGUGUUCGAGAACCUUGUUUGAAUUUUGAACUGUGCUUAACAGUUUUAAAGUUUGGUAAUGCUUCAUCUUUCAUUAGCAGUGAUACUGUUUUGUUUAGACCAAUUUAUCCAGUUACCACAUUUGCUUGCCAAUGCCCUCAUGGUUUUACAGGGAGUCAAAAAUAUUACAUGUGUGACACUGAAGUCGAUUUAUGCUAUUCUAAUCCUUGCAAGAAUGGUGGUCAAUGUCGAAGCAAAGAAAGUGGAUAUUCUUGUAUCUGCCCACAUCGUUUUACUGGCGAUAACUGUGAAAUAAACUUGAAACAUGAUGAAUGCAAACCAGGAAUAUGUCAUUCAGGGGCCACUUGUACCCCAUUAAAAAGCGGUGGAUUUUUAUGUGAUGAUUGUUCACCAGCUGGUACUUUUGAACAUUACGAUGAAGUUUGCCGACUUCGUUCUAGAAGCUUUCCAAAAUCUUCGUUUUUAACCUUUCCAUCAUUAAGACAAAGAUAUCGUUUACAUAUUUCCCUAAAGUUUUCAACAUUAGAAGAAUCUGGAUUGUUAUUAUACAAUGGUCGAUACAACGAACGCCAUGAUUUUAUUGCUUUAGAACUCAUUGAAGGAGGCCGUGGGAUGCAGUUUUCAUUCUCUCUAGGAUCUGAAGUUACUUAUGUAAUAGCUUAUCCACCUACUAGUGCAGUAAACGAUGGUCUUUGGCAUUCUGUUACAGUUUCUUAUAUCAAUCGAAGUGCUACUCUGAGCUUAGAUGAUUGUGACGUACCGUUGACUGUAAAAUAUGGGUCAAAACUCGGAUAUUCUUGCGCUAAUGUUUCUACUCAAGUUCUAGAAAAAAGGUGUGAAAUAUUAACAGAAAGUUGUCAUCGCUUUUUGGAUCUAACUGGUCCACUUCAAAUUGGCGGAUUGCCCAUGUUGCCAGACUCUACUAGUUUUCAAGUGAAAAGUAAAGACUUUAUGGGAUGUAUUGCUGAUGUAUACAUUGACUACAAACUUCUCGAUUUGAAUAGUUUUGUAGCUGAUAAUGGUACCAUCAUUGGUUGCCCUGAACGCAAAUCUUUAUGUGUUGAUAGCCCUUGUAAAAACGGUGGUAGUUGUACAGAUCACUGGGGUACAUAUAAAUGUGACUGUCCUAAAUUGUGGGGAGGAAAAGACUGUAGUCAUCCUAUACAAGCUCUAUGGCGUUUUUCGGGAGACGGAAUGGUAGCGUUUAAUCCAUUAUUGCGUACCAUUCAAUUUCCAUGGUAUACAUCAUUAUCAUUGAAAACUAAAAAACCUAAUUCUCCAGUAAUUUCUGUGAAUAUAGGACAAAACACUACUGCUCGAGUUUAUUUGGAAAGUGGUUUUAUUGUCUAUGUGGUUGAUGGCCAAAAAGCUGUAUUCAGCAGUGUGCAAAUCAAUGAUGGUGAUUGGCAUAAUUUGGAAGUAAUAUGGCAGAAUACAGGUGGUGUUCGAUUUGUUUUGGAUCACGGAAUUCGUUCAGUUGUAAAAACACUGAAUGCCAAACUUCAAGGGCAAUUUGUUGGAAAAAUCCAAUUAGGUAACUUUAAUGAAGAUUCAACCGAUGUUGAUGAGAAUAUUGGAUUCAAAGGGUGUAUUAAAGAUGUUCGAAUUGGUCACAGUGGAGGAACAACUGUAUUGGAAAUACCUGAACUUAUGAUACGCGUUAGUGAAAAUUGUGAACAAGAUAACCCCUGCAAUGGAAAUAAAUGUCCAAAGCAUAGCGAGUGUAUACCUUCGUGGCAAAACCAUACAUGCAAAUGUCAUACAGGAUUUGUGGGAAUAGCUUGUGAAAGUGUGUGUCAUACUAACCCAUGCGAAAACAAUGCUCUGUGCAUUGAAGAUCGAAAAAGCCUUCGUGGUUAUCAUUGUCAAUGUAAUUCGACUACGUUUACUGGUGAUUACUGUGAGCACGAACUGAAAGAGUCAUGUCCUGUUAGCUGGUGGGGACAUCAUCGGGGAGUUUGUGGUCCAUGUAACUGUAUGGUGGAAAAUGGUUAUAACCCCCACUGUAAUAAAACCACUGGACAAUGUUAUUGCAAAGACAAUCAUUACACUCCUCAUGGUUCUGAUAAAUGUCUUGAGUGUGGUUGCUACAAUGUUGGUUCUUUUGAUCGAUCUUGUGAUCAAACUACUGGACAAUGUAAGUGUCGUUCUGGUGUUAUAGGUCGCAGGUGUGACCAAUGUCCAAAUUCCUAUGCCGAAGUCACAUUAAAUGGGUGUGAAGUUAUCUAUGACGGCUGUCCAAAGAGUAUAGCAGGUAAUAUUUGGUGGCCUAGAGCAAAAUGGGGUGAACAUGUAACUGAAAACUGCCCGAUCGGUUCUCAAGGCAAAGCCACACGCUUAUGUCAAAAUCAUUUAGAUGGAUGGCAAUAUCCUGACAUAUUCAAUUGCACUUCAAAUUCAUUUGUUGAUCUUCAGAGACUCUUGAAUGGAUUAGAAACCAAAUCUAUUAAGGUAACUACAUUCGUUGCUGUAAAUGGAGCUAAUAGCCUUCAUAAAGCAGUCAACAGUACUCAAUUCCUGCACGGUUCUGAUGUUCUCAUUGGUCAACAACUUUUACAACAUUUACUAUCUCAUGAAGGAUCUUUGUCAGGGUUGAAUUUGACCCAUAGUCAAGAUAAAGAUUAUAUAUUGAAUUUAGUUAUGGCGUCCAGUCGUUUGUUAGACUUAAGUGAAAUUGAUCAUUGGGAACGCAUAAACAGUAUAACAUCACAGGGACCAUUUAAUUUAAUGAAUACAAUAAAUAACUAUGUUGCUACUUUGUCAACAACUCAACAUGAUACGUACACAGAUCCAUUUGAAGUAGUUAGUCCUAAUAUUGCUAUUGGUUUAGAUGUAGUUUCAGCUGAGAGUCUAUUUGGGUUUGAACCUGAACACGAACGACCAGAUUUGUCUACUUCUGCAUUGACAGAAGAGAAAGUAAAUUUACCCGACUCGUCUAUACUUCAACCAGCUAUACAAGUUUUGAGUCUAAAACCUGGUUCAGAAAUAUUAGGUUUAAAAAAUAUGGGUAGCCCUGUUGUUGUUUUGCCUAAAUAUAACAACUAUCUUUUGGAUUCUUCAAAGUUUGAUAAACAUACCCAAAUAAUGGUGCCGAUCGAUUUACUGGGUAUUGAGCCAAUAAAACAUGGAAUGACCACUACUAAAGGACAACUAUCUAAAAAUGCAGCUGUUGUUGGUUAUGCACAGUAUCGUACACUUGGAGCGUUGUUACCAUUACGUUACGAUGACACUGUUUUAAAGAGGUAUUCUGUAGAUCUCCAAGUGGGUUCUCCAGUUAUAUCAUUUGUUGCUACUCUGAAUCACAAUAAUCCUAAAAGAAAACAACGGCACGUAAAUGGUAAAGAAAUUUCAGAGUUAUCUGACAUGGUGCCUUUGGAUUCACCGAUUCGUAUCAAGGUUUGGAUUAACAAAAACCCAGUUACAUUGAGAUCCAAUCCACAAUGUGUACGGUGGUCAACAUCUAGAGUACCAAGUGGUGAGUGGACUCGAGCUGGCUGUCAUACAGAGUUGCCAGAAGACAAUUGGUGGAAAAAAGAUCCUAUUUACAUUAAUUGUACAUGUAACCAGCUGUCAACAUAUGCGGUUCUCACAGACGUAGUUGAUGAACACUACAUAGUUGAAUAUUCAAAUGCUGAAUUAUUCUCGAUUUUUGUAUCAUUUGGAUUAGCUAUCAUUGCUCUCAUUGUGACAUGUGUACUAUUAGUUGCUGUACGUGCAGGAACAAAUACAAGUUCUAUAUACUCGCAUUUUGCCCUGUGUUUACUGCUCACUCAAUGUGUGUAUUUGGCUGCCACUCAAACUCGAGGAACUCUGUAUACUUUUGAGAUAUGGUGUAAGUUUUGUUCUAUAACUUUACACUAUUUGUGGUUAGCCACCAUUGGUUGGUCUUUGGUAGCAGCACUCCAUCUGUAUCGAAUGUUAACUGAAUUAAGGGAUGUAAAUCAUGGUCAAAUGGGUUUCUAUCAUAGUAUCGGCUAUGUUCUGCCAGCCAUUAUAGUCAGCUUGUCUGUUGGAGUGCGUAUUAAUCAAUAUGGGAAUUACUACUUUUGUUGGUUGUCUGUUUAUGAAUCUGUUGUCUGGAGUUUAAUUGGUCCCACUUGUCUUGCUGUGGCCAUUACUGUGAUUGUUUUACUCCUGUGUAUCAGAGCAGCAUUCACUUUAAAAGAUCAUGUUCUCGGUUAUGGAAAUUUAAGAAGUGUUUUGGUUGUACAAGUGAUCUGCGUUCCUAUACUAGUUGGUGUUUGGUUGUUAGAAGUGGUUGUAGCGUCAGAACGUGACACACGGCUUACAUACACACUGUGCGCGGCUGUUUGUAGUCAAGGUUGGCUUGUAUUAGCAGGUUUGUGCUAUUCUAAUGCAAAGCUUCGAUGUGGAAUACACCACUGUGCACUACGGCUCAUUGGCAAAGAAAUACCAGAAAAAAAUGAACCAGAUUCUGGUAUAGGUGCUAUAUCACCUCCGACUAUAAGAUCAUCUUUGUCGUAUCGUAACACGGGAAUUACAACUACAGAUGGAGUAAGAAGACCAAUUGGUAUAUCUAUGUCUAGUACUACUUCACGGUCAACUACAAAGACAAGUAGUAGCCCCUAUAGAAGCGAUACUCAAUUAAGGAAUACAUCGACAACAACAAGUAAUUAUGACCAUUCAACAUCAGACUUGCCAUCUAGUUUUCACCGAACCCAACACACAUCUGAUUCAGAUUCUGAAGGUUCAGGUGAAGGAAGAAGUUUAGACUUAGCUUCUUCCCAUAGUAGUGAUGAGGAUGAUUCUUCUCGCCACAGAGGUCGUAGAAGUAAUACUUCUUCAAAUCGACCACCUCCAUUCUUACCAAAUAUAAAUGAAGAUCCUGGAUUGCCUCCUUCGCUCAACGUGAUUACAAAUUCACAAUUGUUUCCCAAUUUAAAACCUCUGUAUGCUCCACGAUGGACUAGUCAACAAUAUCCAACAGUUCAAGAAGAAGACCAUGCAGUUGGACAGCAUCGUUGGACAGGAUCAACAAUAUCUGAUCAGGACAAUUCAGUGAUAAAUAAUCGAAUGUCUCUUGAACCACCAUUGUUAAACAGUGAGCACUUUGGUUAUCAUCAUAAAAGCUCAACAUUCAAUUCUCUGAAUAAAACAGAAUCUGACUGUGAUGUAGAUGAUAAAGCGAGUCUGGGAGACAAAUAUCUUUUUCCUUAUACUGCUGAAGAAGACCAUUGUCACUCACCUUAUCGAGAUUUGUACGGUGAUAAUCGCAGAGGAAGUGACCUUUAUGGUAUUUCCAUGCCACCGCCUAUGAUAAACCGGGGAAGUGAGAAUGGAUCAUUACAUAGUGUUGAUAGUAGGUUUGUAACUGCUCGAGCUUACAGUCAACCGGUAUCACCAUCCACUCACGCUUCCACUUCUACUCUUAAUUUACAAUCAAGACACGGUUAUACAAAUGAGUAUGGUAUACAGGAAAUACUAGAAUCUGAGAAGGAUUCGAGUGAAACUCCGGUGUAA